Molecule: messenger RNA, 2131 nt
Organism: Archocentrus centrarchus (flier cichlid)
Lineage: Eukaryota; Metazoa; Chordata; Actinopteri; Cichliformes; Cichlidae
Gene: kcnk12l
Product: potassium channel, subfamily K, member 12 like
Exons: 2
Coding region: 88-1473 (461 amino acids)
Biological process (GO): stabilization of membrane potential; potassium ion transmembrane transport
Cellular component (GO): plasma membrane
Molecular function (GO): outward rectifier potassium channel activity; potassium ion leak channel activity
Source: RefSeq, a predicted model, not a curated record
UUGUCACUGCAUGUAUUUUGUGUGGCUGUUGAUGCAUGUAACUCAUACAGUGAGUCUGUGACUUGGCAGUGCUGGCAGAAGCAGUGCAUGUUGUUGCAGUGGUGUCUCUGUGCUGCUGCUGCUGUGCUCAUGGCUAAGAGGAGGGCUGCAAGUAAAUGCUGCUGCUGCCCAAGAGCGCCCAUGAAAGAGGACAAUGCUCGUUUCUGCUUGCUGGCCGGACUGAUCUUGCUCUACUUAUUGUGCGGAGCUGCCAUCUUCUCAGCCUUGGAACACCCGUUUGAGCUCCGCGCACGCCUCCUGUGGAAACAGCAGUUGGAAAACUUCACCAGGAGAUACAGAGUCAACCUGGGUGCCCUGCACACUCUGCUGAGGCAGUAUGAGGAGGCAAACGGAGCUGGGAUCAGGGUGGACACGUUAAGGCCACGCUGGGACUUUUCUGGAGCUUUCUACUUCGUGGGCACAGUGGUCUCAACUAUUGGUUUUGGCAUGACCACACCAGCAACCAUAGCAGGAAAAAUAUUCUUAAUCUUCUAUGGUCUCAUUGGCUGUGCUGCCACCAUCCUCUUUUUUAACCUCUUCCUGGAGAGGAUCAUCACAAUGUUAGCUUACAUCAUGCGCUGGUGUCAUAAGCGUCGGUUGAGGUGUGCUGGAGUUGGGGUGGUAUCCAGCAGGGAGGAGUCAUCUGGUGAGGAGGACAGUCUGGAAGGAUGGAAGCCAUCAGUCUAUUACGUGAUGUUGAUCUUAGGAGUAGCAUCUGUUGUGAUUGCUUGCAGUGCCUCCACUCUGUACAGCUCCAUGGAAAACUGGAGCUAUGUGGACUCUCUGUACUUUUGCUUUGUGGCCUUCAGCACCAUUGGCUUCGGGGAUCUGGUGAGCAGCCAGAGACAGCAGUAUGAAUCUCAGGAGGCCUACCGGCUUGGAAACUGCCUUUUUAUCUUAUUGGGAGUUUGUUGUAUCUACUCACUUUUCAAUGUAAUUUCUAUCAUCAUCAAGCAGACUCUCAACUGGAUCCUGGGUAAGCUGGUGUGCUCGGGGCAGCAUCAGCUCUGUUCCUGCUCCACACCUGGCUGCUGGUGGCUCUGCUGCCCCUGCCUCCAGAAAAAAAAUCAUAAUAAUCAGAGGCGUCAGCUGGCACACUUCAGGCCAAAACGCAUCAAACGCAACGCGGUGCAGCCCAUCUCGUCCCACCAACGCUACACGGGUGGCUCUGUUGAGACUGUGUGCGACAGCGAGACGGACGCUGGCGCAGUGGCUGAAGCACAAAUGGGGCGUCGUUUGUCAGGAGAGAUGAUCUCUGUCAAUGAGUUCAUGGUGUCCAAUAAGGUGUCUCUGGCACUGCUGCAGAAACAGCUGAGUGAAACAGCUCACCAGGGCCCACGACAGAGCUACAGCCAUCAAAAUGGAUUCUCUGGUGGUGUGGGAGCUUUAGGCAUUAUGAAUAAUCGUUUACAGGAAACCAGCGUGGAUAGGUAGCAUCAUAAUAACAUCUUAAUUGUUCUUUCGGUUCUCUAUAUUGAAGCCUUACAUUUCCUUAGGAAUUAUUUUAUCAGUAACUUGUUCUGUAUGGAAAAAAAAUCUGAGAAUAGAAUAUUUCUUAUAAGAAUCAGUUCAGUAUGAGCAGCUUCAGUGGAAGUCUGUGUGGAUAAAAGCAGACUUCCGGCAUGGACUUUAGACAGCAAAUAAUUGUUCAUAUUUUUUUUGGUGAGGAGAAAGAAAGUUAAAGGACAAAUAUGUGCUAAAGACUUCAGCAUCAUUUGAAGAGGGGUUUGAUGUCCUGAAGUGACUGACUCACAGAAACGCAAUCAGAUGAAAGAAGCAGUGAAGGACCACUUAAAGAGGACUGCUGAUUUAAGGACACUGCACAUGCCUCCCGAGCUCCUCAGAAGAUGUUGUUGUACGUAAGGGGGGUAGUCAGUAUUAGUAAACAUACAAACAAAAAUAUCUGCUCUUAGAUAACUAGCUGCAUACAUAAAACAUUUAAAAUAUGAUCUGUAUUUAAACAGAGCUUCUCAAGCAAACUGCAGGAGGUCAGUAGCACCAAUAAAGACACAAUUUUCAAAUGAAUGUCAUUGAAAUUCAUCGUCAUCAUGAAAGAGAUCCAGGGUUUUCAGUAGAGAUCUUCUAAUCAAAC